CCAGUGACGUCCCCAUUCCCAAGCACCUCCCCGCGCCUCCAUCUUCUGUGUGGGGAAAGGAAAACAAAGCCCCCCGUGUCUGCUGGCAGAGCAUCCCUACUCUUCGCGUCAAACAGCAGCAGAAUUGGCACAAUGGAUGCCUAUCUGCGCCAGCCCUGGAGCACUGUGCAUGCCAUCCCCAUGGUUACUGCCUUUGCUCAGAACUGGGAGAGAGUGGAUAACUUCCAGAGCCGCCCUGAUGACAUCGUGGUGGCCACCUUCCCCAAGUCUGGCACCACAUGGAUCAGCGAGAUCGUGGACAUGAUCCUUCAAGGUGGUGACCCCAAGAAGUGCAAGCGGGAUGCCAUUGUCAACCGGGUGCCCAUGCUGGAGUUUGCUGCCCCCGGGCAGAUGCCAGCAGGCACAGAGCAGCUGGAGGACAUGCCAUCCCCUCGUAUAAUCAAGACUCACAUCCCAGCUGCCAUCUUACCCCAAACCUUCUGGGACAAAGGCUGCAAGAUGAUCUAUGUGGGCCGCAAUGCCAAGGACGUGGCUGUCUCCUACUACCACUUUGACCUGAUGAACCAGCUGCACCCUCACCCAGGGACAUGGGACCAGUACCUGGAGGCUUUCAUGGCCGGCAAAGUGGCCUAUGGUUCUUGGUUCGACCACGUGCGGGGCUACUGGGAGCGCCGGCAGGAGCACCCCAUCCUCUACCUCUUCUAUGAGGACAUGAAGGAGGAUCCCUGCCGGGAGAUUGCCAAGGUGGCCCAGUUCCUGGGGCGGGAGCUGACGGAGGUGGCACUGGAGGCCAUUGCCCGUCACACAUCCUUUGAGGCCAUGCGGGACAAUCCCAGCACCAACUACAGCGUUAUGCCCUCCCAGAUCUUGGACCAGAGGGUCUCCCCCUUCAUGCGCAAAGGCAUCACCGGUGACUGGAAGAACCACUUCACCGUGGCCCAGAGUGCGCACUUUGACCAGUACUAUGCGCAGAAGAUGGCGGGCACCGACCUGUGCUUUCGCACACACAUCUGAGAUUCCUUCUCCUGUCUUAAUUCCACAGCCUUGUAUCAUCCACCCACGCCCACGGGACCACCUGAGCAACACCAUGUGCUCUUUCCUCUUUCUUGGUGCUGCUAGAGAGAAAUAAAGUGUCCUUGCUGAGCCCA
This is a messenger RNA of Tympanuchus pallidicinctus (lesser prairie-chicken), 1148 nucleotides long. Its product is annotated as sulfotransferase 1B1. The transcript has 8 exons. Gene Ontology annotation, molecular function: sulfotransferase activity. The coding region runs from base 133 to 1014 and encodes 293 amino acids. Gene Ontology annotation, cellular component: cytoplasm. NCBI's taxonomy places the organism in Eukaryota, Metazoa, Chordata, Aves, Galliformes, Phasianidae. Gene Ontology annotation, biological process: sulfation. The record is from RefSeq and is a predicted model, not a curated record.